AUGGCAGGUACGACGCACGCUUUCCCCGCUCUCGAUCGCGAGCUCACCUUCCCCGCAGACUUGAAUAGCAACAACUCCUUCGACUCGGGUGCGAGCCUGAUGUCUAACUUCAACAACGGAGUCUUCUCUAUGGACUCGGUGUCCGCAUUCACGGCGAUCAACGAUCCUUCAGUUGCCGCCGGGUCUACGCGCACCGUGUCCCCCAAGGACAUCUUCAAUGAUGCCUUUGGGUCUGCACCCCCUUCUGCGGCGUUUACCAACUUAACUUCCCCUGAUAUUGGUGACUCCCCUUUCAUCAACGAUAGCUUCGAGUGCUCCCCGAUGUUCAACGGCGAGCCUGUUAUUUCCGAUACGAGCGACUGGUUCUCCUUGUUCCCUGAGCAGGAGACCAAGGUUCCUGAUACUGUCUACGCACCUGCCAUCUCCAUGCCCAUGGACCGCACUAUCAGCAGCCAGUCUAUGGAGCGAUCCGGUUCUUCCAGCACCGGCUCUCCUCUCGUUUUGGACAACUACUCUCGACGAAAGUCAUCCGUCACCAACUCACCUGCAAUAAACGGCAUCAGCAAGUCUCGUCGGCGCAAGGGUCCUCUGCCCAGCAUCACCGUCGAUCCUAGUGACAAGAUCGCCUUGAAGCGAGCACGCAAUACUCUUGCUGCUCGUGAGUCGCGUCAAAGGAAGUUCGACCAUGUCAGCACUCUCGAACAGCGCAACUCUGAGCUCGAAGCUGAAGUCGAAAAGUGGAAGAGCAUUGCUAUGGCUCAUGGAUACAGCGGACAAUGA
Molecule: messenger RNA, 780 nt
Organism: Alternaria atra
Lineage: Eukaryota; Fungi; Ascomycota; Dothideomycetes; Pleosporales; Pleosporaceae
Exons: 1
Coding region: 1-780 (259 amino acids)
Biological process (GO): regulation of DNA-templated transcription
Molecular function (GO): DNA-binding transcription factor activity
Source: RefSeq, a predicted model, not a curated record